Molecule: messenger RNA, 3037 nt
Organism: Chelonus insularis
Lineage: Eukaryota; Metazoa; Arthropoda; Insecta; Hymenoptera; Braconidae
Gene: omd
Product: integrator complex subunit 5-like
Exons: 4
Coding region: 167-3028 (953 amino acids)
Biological process (GO): snRNA 3'-end processing
Cellular component (GO): integrator complex
Source: RefSeq, a predicted model, not a curated record
UUUUGUAGUGAAGGUUUAAUGUUUUAAAAAGUUGAACUUUGCAGUGAAAACAUUGAAGUUAAAACUUAAUAUUUAUUUAACAAGAACAAGCUGUUAUAAAUGUUUAUUAUUUAAUCGUAUAUAAAUGAUUUUAUAAAUAAUUUGUUUGUGAACAUAAAAAUUAACAAUGUUACCAAGCAAUAAACCGCUAACCCCAGAAGAGAUACUGGUAGAAGUUAGAAAGUUUAUUCCAGAGUCUGUUAAAAAUUGUCAAAAAGAAUAUACUCAUGAAGUUACAAAAGGAGCUUUAUUGUUAUUAAAAAAUCUUCCUGCUGCCAGAAAUGCAGUUUUGGAAUAUCUCAGAAAAGUCUUCUUUUCGGCAGUUAAUCGUCAGGUUUGCCAUACUCAUCCUGGGACGGUGAAUGAUGAACCAAUUACGGCUAUUACAGUACCUGAAAUUCAUAGAGUAUUAAUUGAAAUUGUUUCUGAUAAUCCUCAAGCUUGGUCAUGUCCUAUCACCAAUUGGUCUUUAGAUCUCUUGGGUAAAUUAUCAAAAAGUUUUUCAAAAAGAGCUAAAUUAACAAUGAAAUCCACAAUUAAUGAUUGUCUUAAGUAUUGGUUAUCAUGUAAAACAACGAGGACUUUGAUGGAUUUAUCAGCCAAAUGUAUAAAAUAUUUAUUAGAAUUUAAUCAAGAUGAAACUGACAACUGUAUGAAUAUUAUGACUGAAUUGAUGGCCACACACAGCCCAUAUUUAGAUUGGGUAGUUGCUCAUAUUGGAAGUUACUUUCCACAAUUAAUUAUUAAAAAUAUAUUAUUUUGGGGGUUAAAAGAUUUUUCAGUGACAGGAACUCAAGAAAAUUCACAAAAUAUACUACACUCAGUAGUAGGUAUUUUAGAGCAUCUAGCAACAAGUCAUUUAUAUGAAAUAAAUGAUGCAUUUCUACAAUUAUUCAAGUGGAGUUUGAAUGAAGAUAUUAAUGAUGAUGAAUCAACAAGAAAACAAAAAACUGCUACAGUUCCUUAUUUAUUAAAAUUUGCUUCUCUUUCACCAUCAUUAUUACUAAAAGUUAUAACAAAGAUUCUCUUACAAACUCUAUUUCCAGUAAGAUCUGAUAUAAUUCCUCGAUUAGCAACAUUUGCUAGUGACUGGUGUCAUUACUUUGACAAUCAACCAGAAGUGUUGAUUGAAUUAACAGUAAAUUUAGCAUUAGCCUGCGAACAAGAAGCCUGGCAAAUAAUAAGCAUACUUUUGGAUACAAGUUUAAACACAAGUAAUAUUGGAUAUCAUGGAGUCAAUGCGGCAACAACUGUAAAAAGUGUGUGUCGUGAAAUUCUAGAAAUGAUUCUUCAAAAAAUCGACUUGAUCAUGAGAAUGAAUGGACCUCAUAGUGCUAGUGGAAUAGCAUUAUUAACGUCAAUUAAACAAGAUUUAUCACUCAUUACACCAUUACUUACUGAUUCACAUCCACUAAAAGUACAAACAGCUGUAAGACUUAUUUCACUUCUUGGAGCACAUUCUUCAAAUGUUAUUAUCUCAUCAGCUUCAUAUCUUAUUAGAAAUGCUUCAACAGAUUUUCAUUUAGCAGCUUUUGUACGUUUGGUUGCUGAAAAUGUUGUUGUAUUUCCAAUAAUUCAAUCAGAACCUGAAAAUAUACUAUCUGGUCAUGGAUAUUUUAAUCAAACAUUAGAACAAGCUUUAAGAGACAUUCAAUAUUCAUUCAAUGAUAUCAAACACCACGAAUGUGAUGAACCACGUCAAUUGUUUAAAAAUUUAACUACUCUACUAAAAUGGGAAAAUAGUCAUUCAAGUAAAGUUACUAUUUUACAAUCAAAAUUUAUUUCACGAGCCAUACACUCAAAUUUAGAGCAAAUUACCCAACUUUUAAAUAAAACUCAAGACUUUGAAUUAGCACAUAGCAUCGCUCAAACAUUAAAUUUAUUAUCAAAUGAUAAUAGCAAUGAAAACAGUAAUAGUAAAAGCAACUAUACAUACAGUGUAGAUCUAACAUUAAAAUUGACAAAGUCGAUUGUUCGAUAUUUUUUUAUUUGCAUUAGAGAAGAUAACAUUUUGAAGAAACAACGUGGUGUAAAAAUAUCAAACCGAUUAUUAAGUCUUAUCACGUCGCGAUCAUCAUGUGCACGUAUUCUUGCAAUACGAGAGCUAAUUGAGAAUAGUCUGUAUGGUGAACCAUCAGAAUAUUUUGGUGCUAAAGUGACACCGAACGAUGAAACAAAUAAUUUUUCAUUGCUUCAUCAAAAUCAUAAACAUGGUACUAGUGUUAUGUUAGCACAACGGCAUUCAUCAGUAUUUCAUGCUGGUGUUAUUGGCCAGGGACCAAGAAGAAAUAUUGCUCAAAAUAAUUUUAGCAAAGAAAUCAUAGAUUUAAAUAGUUUAUUAUUGCUAGAUACUAUUAAAGCUUGUUGUAUGAGUGAUGAAUCGAACAAUCAGUAUCCAAACUUAGAUGCCAUAACAAUGGUUAGCUUACUUCUUGUGGAAUUAAUUUCACCAGAUGUAAUGUACAAUGGACUUCCAUGGCCAGAUGAAGAAUUUACUAAAGUUACAGUUGAAAGGGAUCUAAAGAUACGUCGUUCAUUUCAAGAAGUACCUCUUAUUUGGACUUUACUUGAAUUAACUGCAAGACAUCGUCCAGCAUUGACUUAUUGUUCAGUUUUAUUACGAGCUAUCACCGCUACAGUAAUUUCCAAUUGGAAUUUGGCUGAAGGUUCACGACUUAUAAAUAUUAUGGUCCUAGGUCAAUUACUUCCUACACCUCUUAAUUGUCUCACAGAUGUUUUACCAAUCCUCACACCUCAUCAGAUCAAUGUUGUAAUGAAAGAAUGUGUGUGGGCUUACAUGCAUGAAAAUGUUCCUUCUCCGGCAUUAUUUACUCUUACUGAAGGUGCAAGUAUUGCCUGGCGUGAUCCAGAUGUUUCAACACCAAAUGUCAGAUUUACUAAUAUUCUUCGAUUAUUUAUACUUGCUAAUAUUGCCAAAACUGGCAUGUUAUAUUUUACAUUUUUUUUCAAUGAAAAUAAAGAAGUUUAAUUUUUUGGU